AUGGAUACCAGAGACUCUGAAGAUAAGCUCUCUCGUCCCAUGACUAGAUUGACACGACGGAUGUCAGAUGCUCUCGGAGAUAGGAACUUAAAUCCCCGUGUAGUGCUUGAUGAGCUCUACAGACCCAGUCUUAAAACUGAGGAUCCCAACUUGAUGAAAUCCAAGAAAGUUUCAGCAACACCAGCACCUAAAGCACCUGCACCCUCCACCAAGCCUGUCGCACAGAUCAGCGCGACGGGGAACAGACAUGAUUCAUCGGCUCUCAAGCGGUCCAACAUGGCAGACUACCAGAGGACGAUGAUGCUCAAAGCCCAGAGCGCUGAUUUAUCCAAAGUUAACCACCUUACCCAGAGUGUGCAUCCGAGACGUGUGAAUAACGUUCCAAGAAAAGAGACUAUUCAUUCCAACGAAUCUGACAAACAGAAACUUGUUGCUACCAAGACACGCCCCAGAAAUUCCUCUAGAGGGUUCACGUGGUGUUUGUGGGGUUUAGUUCGCCUGGUAGUUCUCCUGUUAGUUCUCCUGGUACUAUUUGUGGUUGGGACAUUGCUGAUAUACAAGAUCGUCCCUUUACUCCAAGACAUGACACGUGGUGGAGGGCAGUCAUCCAGGGCUGUGAAGCUAGUAAGGUUUGCUGAUCAAUUGUCUGAUCUUCAGACUCAGUUCCCCAGUCAGCGGCCUGAGUUGUGGAGGAUGAGCAAAAUCCACCUGGAGAAGCACCUUGAAACAGCCCAUCCCUCUGAGCCAGUCAGUCUGAUUUUCACUGCAGGCCAGAAGGCUGAGAGGACACUGCAGUGCCUCGCUCGGGGUCUGGCUGCUUCCUUCUCAUCUGCCCUCAAUGCCUCUUUCCUUGACAUUGAUGGAAAAAGCAAAGCAGGCCAGGACAGUGAUGAGGUGAAGUUAGACAUUGACAGUCAGCUGAAAGCAGCGUUUGAGGGAGAAAAACCUGUGGCCAUCAUUCAUCGUUUGGAAGAGCUGCCGCCAGGCUCCACUCUCAUUUUUUAUCGCUACUGCGACCACGAGAACGCUGCAUAUAAGCGGGUUUUCUUGUUGUUUUCUGUGCUGCUGCCUCAAGAUGAGAUCCCGAAGGAAAAGAGACUAAAAGAGGUGGAAGAGAUGGUGCAAGACUAUCUUAAGGAGAGGCUGGUGGACACCGGUGGCCAAACCUCCUUCAAUAUAAUGAAUAAUGAUAAGUUUGGUGGUCUGUGGAGUCGCAUCUCCCAUCUUGUCCUGCCUGUGGUGUCUGAGGUGGAGGAGAAAGGAUGCUAAAAAAAAACAAGCUGCCUGAUUCUUCUUUGCACUGUAGAAGGAGCUACGAGAAAGGAGAAACGUGGAAGUGUGAUGUGUGCUGUGAUAAUUGUGUUAUUCUUUCUCUCAGAGA
Messenger RNA from Neolamprologus brichardi, 1381 nucleotides. The record is from RefSeq and is a predicted model, not a curated record. Lineage: Eukaryota; Metazoa; Chordata; Actinopteri; Cichliformes; Cichlidae.